This is a messenger RNA of Gopherus flavomarginatus (Mexican gopher tortoise), 4482 nucleotides long. RefSeq names its product kelch like family member 40 (gene KLHL40). Bases 188 to 2047 code for a protein of 619 amino acids. Lineage: Eukaryota; Metazoa; Chordata; Testudines; Testudinidae. The record is from RefSeq and is a predicted model, not a curated record. The transcript is spliced from 6 exons. Gene Ontology annotation, cellular component: I band; A band. Gene Ontology annotation, biological process: skeletal muscle fiber development; negative regulation of proteasomal ubiquitin-dependent protein catabolic process; negative regulation of protein ubiquitination. Gene Ontology annotation, molecular function: protein binding.
GUGGUUAUAUAUAAAGCCGCUCACUGAGGCUGAAGUACACAGCCAGUUGUAUUAGCAGCAAGUGCUUCACAUUCUUAAGGCUCCAGCUGUCGGGAAGCAAGAGUGAGCUGCACAGAUCCGGGUAAGUCUCUCUACUGGGGCAUAGGGGGAAAAAAGGAGACGAGCAAACAAGCCAUUACUCCCAAGCAUGACGCUGCCUAUAGACCAAGCAGAAGAGCUGCGUCUCUACCAGCAGACGCUUCUCCAGGAUGGGCUCAAAGACAUGCUAGACCACAACAAGUUCCUGGAUUGUGUCUUGAAAGUCAAGGGGAAAGAAUUCCCCUGCCACCGGCUAGUGCUGGCAGCCUGCAGCCCCUAUUUCCGGGCGAUGUUCCUUUCAGACAUGGAGGAGAGUAAGAAGAGGGAGAUCGACCUGGAGGACGUGGACCCUGAAGUCAUGCGCAAGAUUCUCCAUUACAUCUACACCUCCGAGCUGGAGCUCACCGAGCAGAACGUGCAGGACAUUUUCUCUGUGGCCAACAUGUUCCAGAUCCCUUCCAUCUUCACCGUCUGUGUCUCCUUCCUGCAGAAGCGUCUCUGCCUCAGCAACUGCUUGGCUAUCUUCAGGCUGGGCUUGAUGCUGGACUGCGCCCGCCUAGCAGUGGCCGCCCGGGAUUUCAUCUGCGACCGCUUUGCCCUGAUCUCCCGGGAUGACGAGUUCUACCAGCUCUCCCCUGAUGAGCUCAUUGCUGUCAUAUCUACCGAUUCCCUCAACAUUGAGAAGGAGGAGACUGUUUUUGAGGUGGUGAUGAAGUGGGCGGAAGCCAAGGACCGCGAGAGCCGGAUCCAGGCCUUGCCGAUCGUCUUCGAGAGCAUCCGUUUCCGCCUCAUGCCCAAGGAUUACAUCAGGGACCAUGUGGAGAAGCAUCCCAUUGUGAAGUCCAGCCCGGAGCUGCUCAAGAAACUCCAGGUGGUGAAGGAUGCCAGCGAAGGCAAAUUCAUGGUGGUGAAAAAGAAGAAGGUGAAGAAAAGCAGUGAGACAACAGCUGGGGAUAAUGCUGUCAAUGGAGAAGUGGCCGAGGGGGAUGAUAAUGAGGAAGACGUCCUCCCAGGGAUCUUAAAUGACACAAUGCGCUUUGGGAUGUUCCUCCAGGACCUCAUUUUCAUGGUGAGCAGUGCUGGAGCGGUGGCCUAUGACCCCAGCGCUAACGAGUGCUAUUUUGCCUCCAUCUCGGCUCAGAUCCCAAAGAAUCAUGUCAGUCUGGUAACCAAAGAGAACCAGAUCUUCAUAGCCGGUGGACUGUACUACAAUGAGGACAACAAAGAGGACCCCAUGAGCUCCUACUUCUUACAGUAUGAUCACCUGGACUCUGACUGGCUGGGCAUGCCCCCUCUGCCUUCUCCCCGCUGCCUCUUUGGCCUGGGAGAGGCAGAAAACUCCAUUUUCGUGGUAGGAGGGAAAGAACUGAAAGAAGGAGAACAGACCUUGGACUCCGUCAUGUGCUACGACCGACUGUCAUUUAAGUGGGGUGAGUCGGAUCCGCUCCCCUAUGCGGUCUAUGGUCAUGCUGUGGUAUCAGACAAGGAUCUAAUCUACGUCAUAGGAGGCAAGAGAAGUGACAAGAAGUGCCUGAACAAGAUGUGCGUCUACAACCCAAAGAAGUUUGAGUGGAAGGAGCUGGUUCCCAUGAAAACCGCCCGUUCGCUGUUCGGAGCAACCGUACACAAUAGCAAGAUCUAUGUGGCAACUGGGGUGACCGACUCUGGCUUGACUGACUCGGUGGAAGUGUAUGACAUUGCAGCUAACAAGUGGGAGCCCUUCACUGAAUUCCCCCAGGAGCGCAGCUCCGUCAGCCUGGUGAGUCUGGCUGGCAGUCUGUAUUUACUUGGUGGAUUUGCCACAGUGGAGACGGAGUCAGGAGAACUGGUGCCAACCGAGCUCAAUGACGUUUGGAGGUAUGACGAAGAGGGGAAGAAGUGGGAAGGUGUCCUCAGAGAGAUCCAGUAUGCCUCAGGCGCCACCUUCCUUCCUGUGCGCAUGAAUGUUUUACGUUUAACAAAGAUGUAAAUGACACAAUGAUUUAUGUUGUUCCUGAGUGUUUCUAAGUUAACAUUUAUUGAUAUAAAUGGGGUGGGGAGGGACUGUAUUGGUUAAGCCAGAGAAACAUAUCUGUGAUUUGUUGCCAUUUUAUUUCACCCAGCAGAGGAAGGGGAAGGGAAAGAAUUUGAAUGGAUCCUUACAGGAGCUUACAAGCUAAAGCACUACUUAGAACCCAGAUCUGGAGACCACAAGUCGCUGUGGUGGCCUGAGCACUGGACUCAUUCUAUCUCUAGGAACAGAUUUGAUUCCCUCUUCCUGGCCAGGAGAGGAACAGUAACCACAUUUUUCCUUCAGGGCAGAAUCCUCUGUUUUCCAGGAAUUCACAUCCUCCCCUUCCCCAUUUUCUCCCUCCAUCCAACAAGGCCAUUCAUCAUCUCAACCACUCUUCUGACUGGGGAAGGCUGAAGGCCGAUCUCAAAAGAGUGAAGCAAGCCAGAAUGGCACAAGGGUCACCCAUGCAAGGGAAAAGGUUCAGAGAAGGGCAACUAAAACGAUUAGGGGUUUGGAGAGGGUCCCAUAUGAGGAGAGUUUAAAGAGGCUGGGACUUUUCAGCUUGGAAAAGAGGAGACUAAGGGAGGAUAUGAUAGAGGUAUAUAAAAUAAUGAGUGACGUGGAGAAAGUGAAUAAGGAAAAGUUAUUUACUUGUUCCCAUAAUAUAAGAACUAGGGGCCACCAAAUGAAAUUAAUGGGCAGCAGGUUUAAACCAAAUAAAAGGAAGUUCUUCUUCACACAGCGCACAGUCAACCUGUGGAACUCCUUGCCUGAGGAGGUUGUAAAGGCUAGGACUAUAACAGGGUUUAAAAGAGAACUAGAUAAAUUCAUGGAGGUUAAGUCCAUUAAUGGCUAUUAGCCAGGAUGGGUAAGGAAUGGUGUCCCAAGCCUCUGUUUGUCAGAGGGUGGAGAUGGAUGGCAGGAGAGAGAUCACUUGAUCAUUACCUGUUAGGUUCACUCCCUGUGGGGCACCUGGCAUUGGCCAGUGUUGGUAGGCAGGAUACUGGGCUGGAUGGACCUUUGGUCUGACCCAGUAUGGCCGUUCUUAUGUUCUUAUGUAAUCUCAGACUCAGCUCCUCCUCACACCCGGUAGCCAGCCUUACCACAUGGGGGUCAGUUGUCAGCAGGAAAGGAAGGAGCAGAUCUGUGCCAUAGACAUUUGGAGCUGGUCUGAAGCAUGUAGCGCUAAGCAAGGUGAGAAGUCUUGGUUAUUCUUUUGAGCAGAACUCAUGCUAGAAAGAAAAGAGUAAGUGUGGGAGUGGGUAGGGGGAUUACGCCUGCUGGAACAGCAAAAAGUGCACUCGAAAGAUAAGGCUAGAAGGAGUGAGCUCUGAAGAACAGAUACGAUCAGACUAGACCAUGAUGCUAGAUGUCUCUGACACACACCCACCCUCGGACUGACCUCCACACCUGCCUUUUGAGUUUUGUUCCCUUGGCUUCAUUUAAUCUUUACAUUCAGGUGCUUUCUGCUCCCUUUGAGCAACUGUUACAGAGGCAGAAGGGGGGAAAUGCCUUCUUCAUGUCAUCAGGCAUUAGCUCUGCUUCCCACUACGUAGAGGACCUACACGUCCCUUCAUCUUUCUCUGACUCCUAAUGUAAUUAAAGAAUGUCCCUUGCUAGGUGUAACUCAUUUUCUAUUGUAGCUUUACUGAUUUUGUCCUUACCAGCUUGUGCUAUUCUUUUGUACUGUUCCUUAGCCAUUUAUCCAUAUUUCCACUUUUUGUAGGAUUUUUUUUUUUGAUGUUCCGGUCAUUAAAGACCUCCUGAUGGAGUCAUCUUGGCUUUUUACUAUUCUUCCUGUCUUUCUUUUGCAUCAAUGGGUAAAAAGUAAAGAUAAAGAUCUGUAACAAGUUGAUAUAUCUAUUUGCUUAAGAGCAGUACUUUGAUGCAUGCUCCAAAGAGGUGAGGGCUGCAGCAUGGGAGAAAUCCUCUUUUUGUGCUAGCAGCUGCAGGAGCAGUUGACUUGUCCCUAUAGUCCUGGUAAUUUUAUAUCUGUUCAGUUUUAUUAAUUACCUGGAGUCUGCAUCCCCCCACUCCUGCACAAUAACAGAACCAACAAGUGCAAUGAUCGCACACAAAGUUUUGAAAUGCUUUGUUGCAUCAACUUUCAUUUUUCAUAGGGUUGUUUUAUAUUUAUGAUGUCACGGAAAUUUGUAAUGUCCUUUCCUUGUUUUUUUCUAAAAUCACAGUUUGCAAAAUAGAUCAGUAAAACUCAAGAUCUCAGCAGCUUUUGAAUCAGUGGGAGCAUCCUACCAAUGAAAUGUGCAUUUUUUAGGCGCCAAUAACAAUUUUUGAUAGAGAGAAACACAACUGUACUUCUAGGGGACACAAAGCUUUGUUGAAGGGAAAGUCUAAGGACUCCUAUGUUACCUGACCAGUGUUUUAUUUUACAAUAAAAAAAAUGUGAAAGA